AUGUCAAUCACAGAUUUGCCUCUAGAGCUUUUGACUCGUAUUUGCGAGCAUCUAGAGCCUCAAGAAUGGGGCGCAUUCCGGAUUUCUUGCCGCCAAAUAUACGACAACACACUGGAAGCCUAUACGACGCGAUAUUUCAAAAGAGUCACGAUUCUUCUCACCCGUGAAGGUCUUGACCGCUUGGAGUAUGUUGCAGCCAGUGAAACUCUUCGUGGCUCGGUUGAAGAAAUUUGGAUCAUCCCGAAUUUGUUCGAUCACUGGGCAAACUUGGACAAGGCAAGUUUUACAAAGGUGGACAUUAGGAGAUAUUUGUUGAGAUUAGGACGUCAUCCAACAACGGAAGAACACAAUGAAGUUCAGGCUGAGCUCGAGGCUCUAUUUGCCGUCUACGAAGCUACAAUGGCAGAACACCGUGCCAUUCUCGAGCCCCCGGGACUGUUGGGUCGCCUUGAAAAAUGCCUACCACGCCUCGAGAAGGCUGUCACCCUUGGACUACGAUCUUAUGAGACAAGGUUCCUCCUGAAUAAAGCAAGAAAUACUGACUUUACUUGUCUGGGCUUACGUGAAUUGAAGAGUCAUUUCAACUUCAAGAGGUCCCCAAUGUUUCAUCAGAGCGUAUCUUAUAUGCCUUACAGUUUGGUAUUCUUGCAACUACUUAACGCCAUAGUAAAAUCCAAUCGAAAGGUCCAAGCCCUCCAUACAUGCAGCCAUUACUUUUGUGGCAUGAAGUUGGAAUCCUUUCAACUGCCAGAGUCACAAUAUCAAUCACUGCUUCCACUCUUGAAGGAUCUGACGACUCUACAUAUGUGCAUUCGCCUCAAAGAUCAUGAACAAGAAAACUUCGAUGAAGACACCUUUAAACGUCUUCUCAAUAUCAUGAUCACAGCUGCACCGACACUGAAGACUCUCAGCUUUGCUCAAUGGAGCCCAAUAGAAGAACUAUCCCCUCGUUACUUCAAGGAUGUCUCUCAGAGAAUACAAUUCACCCAGCUAGAGGAACUUCACCUUCAUUCGAUUGAGGUGACAGUAAAUAGCCUCGAGGAAUUUCUACGGACAGCAGCCCCAACGUUGAAGCGACUGAGUCUGAGAUUAGUCAGUUUAGUUGAUGGGAUAACAUCAGCACCAGAUCUAGGAUCCCUGACUCAAAACAGCCGUAGUUGGGUCACUUCAAUGUCUACCGAAGUCAGAACCGAGAUACAGGGGCUCUGGAAGCGCGUUUUCGAAUUCUGGGCAGAUCACCUCAAGCCGCAAUACGUCGAAGUGUCCGUGCUUGGGUACCGGGGAAGAUCCAUAACACUGCAUGACAACUUGUAUAUGGAACGUGGACAACGGGACGCAGAGCCUUUCCCUGGCGUGAAUCCCUCAAGUUUCUAUUUUGAUGUUGAGAAGGCGAAUCUAUCUUUCAAAGAAUGGGUCACGCAGCUUCAGAUAGAGAUGGUGCAUCAGCCAUUCUUGGGUGGACCAAAGCUUCCAGGGACCAGCAAGAUCCACUUGCAUGCCCCUGGCCAGGACUUUAGUGGGCAGUUUCCUGCGGUUUGUAGAAAUCCAUCAAGUAUGAGCAGGGCAUUAAUAGGUUAG
Molecule: messenger RNA, 1578 nt
Organism: Penicillium macrosclerotiorum
Lineage: Eukaryota; Fungi; Ascomycota; Eurotiomycetes; Eurotiales; Aspergillaceae
Exons: 1
Coding region: 1-1578 (525 amino acids)
Molecular function (GO): protein binding
Source: RefSeq, a predicted model, not a curated record